Molecule: messenger RNA, 4334 nt
Organism: Anopheles moucheti
Lineage: Eukaryota; Metazoa; Arthropoda; Insecta; Diptera; Culicidae
Product: AF4/FMR2 family member lilli-like
Exons: 9
Coding region: 183-3557 (1124 amino acids)
Biological process (GO): regulation of transcription by RNA polymerase II
Cellular component (GO): nucleus
Molecular function (GO): DNA binding; protein binding
Source: RefSeq, a predicted model, not a curated record
GCAUAGCAAGCAUAUAGGCACGAAAUCCACCCGGAUAUAAGUCAACAAGAGAAGGAGUACACCGAAACAAAACAAAAGCAAGCAAGCCCGAUUUUGCAAUUGACACCAAACGAUAGCAGCGCAAAGAAAGUCCUACUAGCUAAAGAAAAGCAAGGAAUAAAAAAAACACACACAGACACACGAUGGAUACCAAAGCAGCAUCAGCGGGACCCGCCCCGACGCAUUUACCCUCGUCCACAUAUCCAGCGACGUCACCGUACUCGAAGGGAGCCCGGUCGUCGCAUCAGUAUUUUAGUCUAAGAUGGAACAACUACCAAUCCAACAUGACAUCCGUGUUUCACGAGCUGCUCGAAUCGCAAUCCUUCGUCGAUGUAACGCUCGCCUGUGAAUACAACUCGCUGAAGGCACACAAGGUGGUGCUGUCGGCGUGUUCGGCAUACUUUCAAAAAAUUCUUCUCGACAACCCUUGCAAGCAUCCGACCAUCAUACUGCCGGCAGAUAUCUGCUUUUCCGAUCUGCAGUUCAUCAUCGAGUUUGUGUACCGCGGGGAAAUCGAUGUGUCCGAGGCAGAGCUACAGAGUUUACUACGGACGGCAGAACAGCUAAAAAUUAAGGGUCUGUGUGAGGUGGGCGAACCACAGUACGAGCAGGAUUACUCGCCAGCGUUAAAACGUUACAAACCGUACCGGUCACGAUCGCCACCGGACAACCGGCAUCAGCACCAUCACCAUCAGCAACCACCGCCCCCACCACCACCACCGUCCGGCUCAUCGGGCACGAGUAGCGGUGGCCGAUCGGGCGGUUCGGGAGCAGUAGGAGGAGGAGGAGGUGGAGGAGGAUCGCACGGGAGUGGUAGCGGUGGCAGUAACAAUAACAGUUCGUCUUCCUCCCAAUCGACGGGAUACAGUGAGAACGGCAAGGGCUGUAGUACGGGCAAGGGCGGUACCGGCGGAGGUGGCGGCGGAAUCAUAGGAGGAAUCGGGUCCGGGGCAGGACGUAGCCUUUUUCAUCCUUCCCAGCAUCAUCACCCGCUGCACCACCAUCACCACCAUCACCAUCCGCACCUGCAUCAUCUGCAUCACGGUGGUGACACGCGAACCGCUGGCGGCCAUCUUGUCGACGAGGACGAUGAUGGAUCACCGUCCUCGGUGUUAGUGGUCGAAACGCACGAUCUAAGCACGUCCGGUUCGAAGGACAAACAUUAUCAGCAGCACCAUCAUUCGUCGCAGCACCAGCAACAGCAGCAGCAGCACCAUCAUCCUCACCAUCCCCAUCAUCCGCCUUCGCAGCAGCAUCCCCUCGGAAGCAAAAUGGCCAGCCUAGGGAUGGGCGUUGGAAUAAAUGGUUCCGUUAUGGGCGUACCUAUGGGUUAUUUGGACUUUGCGCCAGAGCCUCCAGCACCGACAGCGACACCAGUGACAGAACAUGUGGACAUUAAUUGUGCGCCUAGUAGCCACGAUACACGUGAUCUGUCCAGUAAGUAUUCUGUGCCAAACGAUGGUGAUUUACGAGUGAAAUUCGAAACGUUACGUUCGCUAGAUCCUCCCAAUGCGGUUCAACUGGACAAUCACGCUGUCAGCCAUCAGCAGCAGCUCCACCAUCAGCAACAACAGCAGCAGCUUUUGCAGCAACAGCAUUUACUACAACAGCAGCAGCAGCAGCAGCAACAGCAGCAACAGCAGCAACAACAGCAACAAAGACAGACACCUCAGCCAGCGGGAGCUCAACAGCAGCAGAACGAUCAGCGGCACUCGCCACCACACAUGCAGCAACAGCAGCAGCACGUGAUGCUGAUCGAUCAGCAACAGCAACACCAUCCAACCACACACAGUCCGGCAUCGAGCGUCUCGUCCUCGUCAUCCAGCCAGCAUCCGGAGAAUUUGGUAACCGGUAGCGGUGGUGCCGCCGGCUCCGUAACACCGGGUCCGGCCACCAACAACAGCAACGGAAAUGGAAGUGGUCCACCGGCGAGUGGGGACGAGAUGAAGCCGAGACUGAAUCUGAAGCAGGAAAAUCUUAGCGAUGGCGGUGCCGACCAACAUCAAACGAUGGAGGUCGAACAGGAUCAAUCGUCGAUGCACGGCAUGGUGGUGACGCCGGAAAUUUCGGGCAUCAUGAACCAGAGCCAAAUGAGCGAUAUGUAUCAGUCGGAUGCAAGCGAAGAUUCGAAGGUUGGCAUACUGGAUGGGUCGUCGAUACAGUACACAAACCUGACGAGUCCGAACGAAGCAAAAACGCCUACCGGGCCGAAAACAUGGACUGCGGAAGAUAUGGAAUCGGCGCUAGAAGCGCUACGUUCACACAACAUGAGCUUGACGAAGGCAUCCGCUACGUACGGUAUUCCAUCGACGACGCUGUGGCAACGUGCGCACCGGCUCGGCAUUGAUACGCCGAAAAAGGAGGGCCCGUCUAAAACGUGGAACGAAGAUUCGCUCAACAGCGCCCUGGAAGCGCUGCGGACGGGCACGAUCUCCGCCAACAAAGCGUCGAAAGCGUUCGGCAUACCGUCGUCCACGCUGUACAAGAUCGCGCGCCGUGAAGGCAUCCGGCUGGCGGCACCGUUCAAUGCGGCGCCCACCACCUGGUCCGCGGAGGAUCUGGACCGUGCCUUGGAAGCGAUCCGCGCGGGGCAAACGUCGGUACAGAAGGCCAGUACGGAGUUCGGUAUCCCGACCGGUACGCUGUACGGGCGCUGUAAACGCGAGGGCAUCGAACUGUCACGUUCCAAUCCGACGCCCUGGUCGGAAGACGCGAUGAUGGAGGCCUUGGAGUCCGUAAAACAAGGACACAUGUCGAUCAAUCAAGCCGCCAUCCACUAUAAUCUACCGUACAGCUCGCUGUACGGUCGGUUCAAGCGGGGCAAGUACGAUACGCCCAGCUCGGGAGGCGGCGGCGGCGGCGGCGGUGGCAGUUCGUCUAAUGCUGCUGCUGCUGCUGCUGCUACCGGUGGUGGUGGUGGUGGCGCGGGCAGUGGCGGCAGUAACGGUGGCGCCAACGCCACCAGUGCCGGUACAGGUGGCAGUAAUGUUGGCGGUAGUCCCCAGAUGGAGUUUAAGAUAGAACCACAGCAUAACGAUCAUAGUCCAGAGAACACGCAACAUUACAAUCCUGCACUAUCGGCUUCCUCGACGCCUACAAGUAACACACCGACCCAGCAGCAGCAGCAGCAGCAGCAGCAACAACAGCAACAGCAGCAACAACAGCAGCAACAACAGCAGCAGCAGCAGCAGCUUACCCACCAUUUAGUGCAACAGUCUCCAUCGGUACUACCGGUCAGCAUUCACAUUGUCGAUGCGGCCCAUCAUCAUCUGACGCAUCCACACCAGCAGCUACACCACCAGCAGCAGCAACUUACGCAGCCGCAGCACGUGGUGGUGGCGCAACAUCAGCAGCAGCAGCAGCACCAUCAUCUGCACCAUCAGCCACAGCUAAUACAGCAUCACAUCAUUCCGCAGCAACAUCACAUCAUCUAUCAGCAGCCGCUGCAACCGAUCCAGCAGCAGCCCCAGUAUCAUCCGAUGUAUCACAUCAUCAAGCAGGAAAAUGAUAGAAGUUGAAAGCACCGGCGCACUCGCCAACAUCAUCGGUAUGGCGGCACGCAUCACCAACAGCAGCAGCAGCAGCAGCAGCAACCGCAGCAACAGCAGCAGCAGCAAACGCACGAUGAUCACGAACAUCGCCAGCAUCAUCAUCACAAUCUGCACCAUCAGCAGCUGUAUCAUCAACAGCAGCAACAGCACCACCAUCAGCCAAUGCACUACGACGAUGGCGCAUGAUUGUACGACGACUGAACAGGGAGAGAACAAUCGUAGGAAGUUAAUAACCGUUUAGCAUGGUCCCAGCAUGGAGAAAAGCUGCACACUGAAGGAGAGUAGUCUGAGUAUGGUAAAUCAAAAUUGAAACAAGAUCGCGACGCAAUCCCGUCGCGCACUAUAAAACACACUAAGGAAUGCGUACCGGUGAGGAGGUGCAUUUUUUUGAGUUGUGUAGCGAUAGUGAAUCCAAUACUAAAAAUGCUCUUAUACCUCUUCUUAAGUAAAGCUUAAGUUCCCUGUUUUGCGAGACUGGAUGUACAGAACAGUAAUCAAUACAUGUGUGUGUCUGUGGACAAGCUCCAGAGGGACAAGAAGACGAUCGAAUACUGCGUGGGGCUGAUAUUAAAGUAGGUAACGAAGGAAGCGAAAACAAUAAACGUGUUAGACAAUGCGCACGUGUGAGUUGCGGCGGGGUCGGGCAAAGCAAUGUGUCAAGGAUGCGUCACUGUCGGUCCAGUGUGCAGCAGGAAUGUGUUGGACGUUUUGAACCAUUAUUCGCCUUAAAACAGUGCAGGUUAU